This is a messenger RNA of Acanthosepion pharaonis, 1347 nucleotides long. Lineage: Eukaryota; Metazoa; Mollusca; Cephalopoda; Sepiida; Sepiidae. The record is from the annotation of a GenBank genome assembly.
AUGAUCACCUCUAUCGAAUGGACAUGGCCAUCUGAAAUAAAGAAAUGUAGAUUUAAUUUUAGCUUGGUUCUCUUUCUUUUUCCAAGUCACCAUUUUCCGGAUUUGGACCUCUUUUCUUUUUUUUUUUUCUUAACUUUACAACCAUUCAAUGGUCGAUUUCUUUUUUCCUUUUCUCUCUCUUGCCUGAUACAUUCUCUCACCUCUCUCACUAGAGAGAUGUUUAUCUCCUCCCUGGUCAGAUACACUUUCACUUUCUCUUAUUGGACAUAUGUUAUUUUUUUCUCCCUCAUUGUUUUCUCCUUUCACAACCUUCUAUCAUCUUCCAACUAUCUCACUUUUUCUUCGUCUAUCCCUCUCUCUUAUUUACGUCAGCCUCUCAACCAACGUGUCACUUUUUCUUCGUCUAUCCCUCUCUCUUAUUUACGUCAGCCUCUCAACCAAAAAAACUUUUUCUUCGUCUAUCUAUUUCUCUUAUUUAGGUCAGCCUCUCAACCAACGUGUCACUUUUUCUUCGUCUAUCCCUCUCUCUUAUUUACGUCAGCCUCUCAACCAACGUGUCACUUUUUCUUCGUCUAUCCCUCUCUCUUAUUUACGUCAGCCUCUCAACCAACGUGUCACUUUUUCUUCGUCUAUCCCUCUCUCUUAUUUACUUGCCAUUUCUUUUUAUUUCAUAUUUUAUUUUUACUAUUUUGUCCUAUUCGCUUUCUUCACUUCUUUUAUUUCUUUCUUUUCUUCCCUUUUUUUCACAUUUUCUCUCUCUUUAUCUAUAUUCUUUUUAAUUUCUCUCUGCCUUACCUUCUUUUUCUUUUUACUACUAAAACUUCUUCCUUUCUUUUUCUCGUCUGUCCUUCUCUUUCCUUCUAUUUCUUUUCUUUCUUCUUUAGGCUGAAACUCUUUCUUUUUCAUUUAUAUUCAUUCUUCCUUCAACUAAAACUCUGCCUCUCUUUUUCUUAUUUUUCCUUUCCUUUUCUUUAUUACCGUUUCUUUGUCUUUUUUCUCUCCUCUCCUUCCUUCUUUAUUUCUGUCUACCUUUCCCUUCUUUCUCUCACCUCAAUCAUUUCAUUACACAUUCUUUCUCUUCUUCUGUCUGUCUCUCUCUUUGUAUUUAUCCCUCCUCGACUUCCCAUUUUCUAUCACUUCAUUUUCAUUGUAGGUGUCAUUCUUGUGGCUGAAGCAAACCACCAAGUCCCACACUCAGAUCAAUAUCAUCAUCCAUUCAUUCACUUUCAUUUCCAACAAAAGAUUGAAUAUAUCACAGAAAUUCAUGGCCACACAGUUUCAACCUCAUUAUCUCAGGCGCCACAAAUCAUACAGACACAUAAUCACCUGAUGCUGAGUGAUAUUUAA